Durusdinium trenchii is the source of this 1311-nucleotide messenger RNA. Lineage: Eukaryota; Dinophyceae; Suessiales; Symbiodiniaceae. The record is from the annotation of a GenBank genome assembly.
AUGGUGAAGUGUGCUGCCAAGCUACAGCCAGGCGCCUUUACAGGAUCAGCUCACUGCGGAGACAGCAACCUGGUUCUAUUUGUCGCACAGGCACGUGAAGGUCGCCUGGUAGCCUUGAAGCUGUUGGUACAUGCUUUUGCGGGGCCCGUCUUGGCACUCUUGGCUGACAGUGUCGGACGAAGGCCUGUGCUUCUUUUGGGUCUUGGAGGCUUUACUGUGGCGUUUGGUCUUUUUGCAAGUGUGGCAGGGCUACCAGUGAUUCAUGGCUCUCAAAGCGUCAUGUGUAUGUCCUUCAUUGUUGAAGGAUGCACCAGUGCGUUUGAUGUUGUUUUUCUUUCGGUCCUAGCAGACCUCGCAAAGUCAACUACAGACCGCGUCACUUGCUUCUCUGUGCUCUACGGAGUGGGCGCCUUUGGUCACGCAAUAGCAUUGUGCUUUGCUGCGCGAAUUCUUAGAUGGGAGCUUAAAAACUAUGCACCAGUGUGGGUCGCCAUGACCAUGGGAAUGGCGGGUGUGACGAUGCUGGUUUUGCUGUGUAUCCCGGAGAGCCUUCCAUCGGCACAGGCCAAGUUGCGGCCACAAAAGCUGACUCUGUCGAAAGUUAUGACCAGCACUGCUGUGCAAAUGAGAUUCUUGAUCUCUAACCGCUUCUUGCAGAUUUGGUUGACGGCAGUGCUGUUCAAGUCAUUGGCAGCUGGCCUUGGAAGUAUUUAUGCAUCAUUUACCUUGGCAGCGUAUGCUUGGAAGCCUGGGGAUUGGCAGGCGGCCACUUGGCCUUUCGAAAUGAUCUCCAUGGGAAGUCUCAGCUUGCUUGGACCAUUAGCAGCCCGCAAGCGCCCUGAGUCUGUGAUUUCCUUCACUUCUAUUGCAGGAAUCCUGACCCAUGGUUGUCAAAUCCUGGCUCCAUUUUCUGCCCUGGCACUAGUGGGUCCACACCUGUUUUCUGGCCUCUUGGCUUUUGCACGGCCUGUGUCUGCUGCGUUUUUGAGCAGUAUGUUUCCAGCUUCGCAACAGGCGAAAGUCCAAGCAUUGGCACAUUUGGUUCAUGACUGCGGCAUCUCAGUGUCGAUGGCCACCUUCUCUGGGCCUUGGCUCUUCCGACCGCACCUCCAGGGCUGGGAUGCUGCACGCCCCUUCCUGUUCGCCGGUCUUUUGGCUGCUCUUGGUAACAGCAUGAAGCUGCUGCUAGUGCAGCGAAUGCUCAGAACCCAGGUUGGUAAACCACAGAUGGAAAUGGUAUCUGUGUCCGAACUGGCUCAUGCAUCUUCUAAAGCAGUGGAGGCUGACAUGGCAGAGCUCACUGAGUGUUGA